ACAUGGCGGACACUUUGAAAAGGAAUCCAAAGCGAAAGAUAUAUUUUUAAUUUUCUGUGUUAUUAUUUUAACUAUUUGCAGUUGAAUCAAAAGAUUCCAAUAACACUUAGUGAUACAGAAGAGGGAGAAUUAUCCUAAUUUGCAACAACGGUUCAGGGGUUUUGUUUUAUCAUGGAUCAAGUGUCUGAUCUCGAAGACGCACUUCCCGAUUCUCACACUGUGCAGCUGGCCGUUCAUGUUGAUGUUUGUCAAAAUUCGAGCAGUGCUGUAUCUGGUGUGAUAAUAAAAGAUCAUGUGAAAAAAUUACUCCAGCGACAAAGGGUUGCCUAUCAUGAUUUAGUGUUUACAGAAUUCGAUGACCCAUUCCUACAAGAACAUGUCCACACUGUAGCAGUUUGUGAUAUCCAUUCAAUGCAGAAGGAAAGAGAGCCAAUAGACCUGUGUUCGGCCUUCUUCCUCAUCCAUGUGUAUCAGCUCAAUGAAGACGGGCCUGCAUCAGAAGAGUUGGAUGAGGAAGAUCUGGCAGCUGCCAGCCAUUGGCUUUUACCAACCAGAGACUUUGAUGGGUUAUGGGAUAGCUUGGUCUUUGAUUCAGAUAUAAAAAAUCAACUGUUACAGUAUGCUUCAACAACUCUCCUUUUCUCAGACAGAAAAGUAGACAGUAAUAUUAUAUCUUGGAACAGAGUGGUACUCUUACAUGGUCCACCUGGCACAGGGAAGACAUCUUUAUGUAAGGCAUUGGCCCAGAAACUGGCAAUUCGAUUAUCUGAUAGGUACAGCUAUGGUCAGCUUAUAGAGAUAAAUAGCCAUAGCCUAUUCUCAAAGUGGUUCUCUGAGAGUGGUAAGUUGGUGAUGAAGAUGUUCCAGAAGAUCCAGGAAUUGAUAGAUGAUCCUGAGGCGCUGGUCUGUGUGCUCAUAGACGAGGUUGAAAGUCUUACUGCUGCCAGGAAAGCCUCCAUGUCUGGGAAUGAGCCUUCCGAUGCCAUACGGGUUGUCAAUGCACUACUUACACAAAUAGAUCAAAUAAAAAGGAAUCCUAAUGUGAUCAUCUUGACCACAUCCAAUGUGACAGGAGCCAUUGACUUGGCCUUUGUUGACAGGGCUGACAUAAAGCAGUACAUAGGACCUCCGUCCCCAGCCGCUAUCUAUAACAUCUACCAGUCUUGUCUCAACGAACUUAUGAGGUCAGGUAUCAUAAGCCCUCCUCAACAGCUGAUUGACAUGAGAGCUCUGGAGGUGAUGAGGUUUUCAGAAAACAAUGCUACUAAGCUGAGUUUACGGCUGCGGCAAAUUGCAAUAAAAAGUGAAGGAUUGAGUGGCAGAACGCUCAGGAAAAUUCCAUUUUUGUCUCACGCCAUGUAUUUACAGCGACCAGCAACUACUCUAGAAGAAUACCUUGGGGCAUUAUCAAGGGCUGUAGACAGGCAAUUUGAAGAAAGACUAGACCUCUCAAAGGAAUAAAUUAAAAGCAAAACCUCAAAAGCAUGGGUUAAGACAUGUUCACUGCCAAAUGAACAUAGAACAGAAAAUUGACCAAGAUAUGUCACCAAAUUGCUAUCAAGCAUAGUAAACUACGCUAUGAUAUACGUAGUUGAAUUUUCUGCAUAAGAUGACAGUAGAUUAUGUACACUAUUUCAAUACAGCUCCCUGAGUAUCAGAGUGUCCAAACAAAUCAGUUUAUAAUUGCCAUUUGUGAAUGGCGGGGCAGGUCGUGUACAUUGUAGAAGAAAGCUCUGAAAUUCAGGGUGAAAUCCAGGGAUCUGUGAUUUGAAAUGUGACUCACGGGUUGUAAAAGAGACAGAUAAAACAAUUAACUUAUUUAAAUGUAAGUUUUUAUGUGAUAUAUGAACAAUUGUUUAUUGUGACAUAAAGUUUAUUUUAUUGUUAAAAUAGUCCUAAUGUGUAUUGGAGAUGCCUGAAAUAAGUACAGUUCUUAGGUCAUCAAGUUGAAAAUAAAAUGAAAUUGAAAUUUUUAUUCACUGAA
Molecule: messenger RNA, 1984 nt
Organism: Lingula anatina
Lineage: Eukaryota; Metazoa; Brachiopoda; Lingulata; Lingulida; Lingulidae
Product: pachytene checkpoint protein 2 homolog
Biological process (GO): reciprocal meiotic recombination; meiotic recombination checkpoint signaling
Cellular component (GO): nucleus; chromosome
Molecular function (GO): ATP hydrolysis activity; ATP binding
Source: RefSeq, a predicted model, not a curated record